CUUGCUAUAGCACACUAUCCCUUCACACGGGAUUAGUACUUUCAAGACUCAGUUCUUUGUCAUUAGCUAUACCCUACCUUGUCGCUUCAAUCCAACUUUCAGCUUCAAUUCUUUCGGCUGUCGGACUUUGGGCUCUUCGUCUCCCUUCCCAGUGACGUCGAUUGUUAUUCGAAUUAAAAUACUCUCAGUUCUAAGACCGACACCCUCGUCAACUCAACAUUGAUGUCUGUUGACCUACGCACGAGCCUCAAUUGCCUUGCUCAUCCCGCGAGAUUUAUGCCUAUCUCAAGAACUCAGUUGUCGAGAGCCCACACAGGAGAUAGUAUACAGAAUAUAUCAAGUAAUAAUAUUUAAGCCACCGGAAAGGUUCGAGUAGACAAGCUGCCCAACAUGGAGCACGUAAGCAACAGUGUUUCCCUCGUUGAGUUGAAGAAGCGUUCUCUCAUUCCACAAAAAUGGGAGGGCCAAGUCCGUGCUAUCGGGAUAUCGGAGUAUAAGGAAGCAGCGUUAUCUCUAGCGCAGGCCUUUGCUACUGAUGAACUGGCACAGUACGUCCUUGAUACGGACGACAUGGUCGGUUACGAUGACGAGACCAAGUGGCGGCUCCACGUUGAUAUCUUCAACUACAUCGUGGCAGCCCACUGCUACAAGGGUGUCGUAACCACCAUCGGGCCGGACUACGAGGGCGUGGCGCUCUGGAUGCCGCCUGGCAAGGAGAUGGACGACUGGGUGACCAUCGUCCGCAGUGGUAUGUGGAGACUCUACUAUCAACUGUCUGCCGAAGGCCGGAAGCGCUACUACCAGGAACUCAUGCCGGUGCUCCAUGACACCAAAGCCGAGGUCAUGGGUGACAGGGACAACGACUGCUACUACCUGGUAUAUCUGGGCACCAAACCCAGUGGCCAGCGUAGGGGCUACGCGAGGAAGCUCAUGGAGCAUAUGGCUGCCAAGGCUGACGCCGAAGGCCGAGCCAUGUACCUCGAGUCCAGUUCGGAGAAGAAUACGUCGUACUACAAGAAGUUCGGCUUCGAGUUCAAGAAGGACAUCUACCUGGGUGUCCAUUGCAAGUCCCCAGUCCGUCUGAGCAUCAUGGUCCGCGAGCCGCAGAAGCUAUCCAAAUCGAUCCCCAUCAAGCUUAACCCCGGGUUCAAGAAGAUGUAAGGGUUGUCAAAUGGAUGAGACUGUUUCUGCUGCCAUCGCCCUUUUUUUUUUUUUUUUUGCCGCUGUUGUUAUUACUGAUGAAGAUGACGCUGAAGUUGAUAGGAGUCGAUGAGUUAUGAUCUAGCUUGCGAUGCGAAAUUACUCGAUUUGCUGAAAGUCUGAGUUUCCGGUUGCUUCUUGAUUCUGCUUACUCUUCUACUCUUUUUACUUCUAGGGUCCUCGUGGGGUAGAAAACCCCGGUGUUACUUUCUCACUCUCUUUAGUGGACGACCAAAUAUCUGGGAAUCCUUUACUUUUAGAAAUUUACCACGUUUCCGCCUUACUAGGCCUUUCG
Messenger RNA from Daldinia vernicosa, 1495 nucleotides. RefSeq lists its product as uncharacterized. Gene Ontology annotation, molecular function: acyltransferase activity, transferring groups other than amino-acyl groups. The record is from RefSeq and is a predicted model, not a curated record. The transcript is spliced from 4 exons. The coding region runs from base 391 to 1161 and encodes 256 amino acids. Lineage: Eukaryota; Fungi; Ascomycota; Sordariomycetes; Xylariales; Hypoxylaceae.